CAUUUGUGUGUAUCACAGCAAGUUGCGGCAGUCACUGGCAAAUGUGCUAGCUAGAUGCAACAACAGCAGCAGCGGCGGAGGCGGCGGCAGUGCAACACUCGAUGCCGAGACCAAACGUGAGGUGCAGCAUCACGAGAAUCAUGAUAAAGAUUGGUGGAACCAGAACGGCACAAUGGAAGCCCUGCAUGCCCUAAAUGAAAUACGUGUGCCCUUUAUACGCGAUGGCAUCGUUGCGCGCGGCAAUGUGAAGUCUCAUUACGUAAAUACCACAAAGGUGUUGAAGGGACAGCGCCUGCUGGAAGUCGGUUGUGGCGGUGGCCUGCUCACCGAACAGCUGGCGCGCCUGGGGGCCCAGGUUACUGGCAUAGAUUUGGCCGAGAAGCUAAUUGCCGCAGCUCGUGAGCAUUUAACGGAGCUCAGUCCGGAGCUGUGCAGCAAUGUGAAGUACAAAAUGGAGCCAGUAGAUCAGCAUGCCAAAGCAAAUUGCGAGCGCUACGAUGCCGUCAUAGUAUCCGAGGUACUGGAGCACGUGGAGGACAAGGUGGCCCUGCUGGAAGCGUGUGUGCGUAGCCUCAGACCAGGGGGAUCCAUCUUUAUCACCACCUUGAACAAAACUCUGCCCAUGUGGGUGGCCGGAGUGGUCUUGAGCGAGUAUGUACUGAACCUGGUGCCCAAGGGCACGCAUCAUUGGGAGAAGAUGAUUUCCCCAUUGGAUGUUCAGCGCAUAUUGGACACGAUGAACUGUCAGACCGUGUUGGUGAAUGGCAGCACCUACGACUUCUGGAGCAACACUUGGCGCUGGAUAAACACGACCCAAAUGUGUUACGCCCUGCAGGCAGUGAAGGAAUCGGAUUGAAUUCGUAUAUUUUAGAUAACUAGACUAAGUCACUAUGUUACAACUAAGAAGUUUGAACCAAUGAUUAAACUAAGGCUGCGCCUAAUCGUCGUCUUCGUCGCGAGGUCUCUUGAA
Messenger RNA from Drosophila obscura, 970 nucleotides. It is a transcript of the gene Coq3, whose product is annotated as ubiquinone biosynthesis O-methyltransferase, mitochondrial. Lineage: Eukaryota; Metazoa; Arthropoda; Insecta; Diptera; Drosophilidae. The record is from RefSeq and is a predicted model, not a curated record. Gene Ontology annotation, biological process: ubiquinone biosynthetic process. The transcript is spliced from 3 exons. Gene Ontology annotation, molecular function: 2-methoxy-6-polyprenyl-1,4-benzoquinol methyltransferase activity. The coding region runs from base 173 to 856 and encodes 227 amino acids.